AUGAAAAGCGACCAGGGCGCGAGCGGCGCGAGCAUGCUGCCGAGCACGAUCGGCUCGCCGCCGCAGCAGAGGUACAACUUCCGUCACAAGAAGUCCGCGUCCGCGCCGGACGAAGCUGGCGCGGUCGGCGAGAAGAACGACUCCGAGCUCGGAUGCGUCCAGCUGCUGUCGCCGCCGCGCGGCGCGGCAAACGUCGAAUCGCGAAAGACGACGCACUCGCACGGAUUGCCGCCGUCGUCGUCGAAGCGCCACGGCGGGUGCUCCACGGUGAAGAGCAAGAGACGGAGGCGGAGCCUGCAGGAGGCGGAGUGCGGCGAUUUCGGGAUUUUGCCCGAGGAGAUCCUCGAGCUCGUCCUCGAGAACUGCGGCGCGCGCGAGCUCGGCGCGCUCGCCUGCGCGUCCAAGUACUUUGGCGCGUCCGGCUCGUCGAGUCGACCGACGCCCGUCGAGCGCGUCGCCAAGCGUCGCGUCGCGGCGCACCCUCGCGCCGACGGCCUCGAGUUCCCGCGACGAGGCGAACAGACCAACUACGCGCGGAUCCUUCACUUCGCGGACGCCGCGGACGUCGCGAUGCGGACCUCCGUUGGGAUCGCGCUCGGGGCGUUCCACACCGCGGUGCUGGGCGUCGCGGGCGCGGUGCCGGGGCCGCCGAAGAAAAAGCCGGUUGUGCGACGCACCGAGGCGAGGGAUUUCGCGCUUCGACGCGGGCUGCACGACGACCCGCCGGCGCCCGACCCGCCGGCGACGUACGCGUGGGGCGCGGUCGCGACGACCGCGCCCGGCGACGCGGGGGGAGAGAUCGACGCCAACGCCGGCGGGCAGAACGUCGGCGACGAGUCCUUCACCGAGGAGGACGCCGAGCCGAUGUUUCCGACGCCGAGCGAGGAGGACCAACGCGACGAACACGGGAUGUCCGUGUUCGCGCCGAUCGUGGAAGGGACCGGGGACAACGGCUGGAUCGCGUCCGUCGCGAGCUCCGGCGCGUCCACGACGGACUUCGUGACCCCAGCGGCGGCGGCGGCCGCGCGCGAGCGCGCGGCGUCGAAGCAACCCAACGGACGCACGCUGUACACCUUCGGCCGCGGGUUCCACGGCCAGCUCGGCCAGGGCGGGUACGACGACGCCGCCUCCCCCGCCGCGGUGUCGCUCAACGGCGUCGGGUUCGCGGACCCGACCGCGAUCGAGGUCAUCUCCGCGGGGGCGUCGCACUGCGCGGCGUUGGACCCGAACGGCGCGUUGCUCACCUGGGGUCUCGCGUCGAGCGGCGAGCUCGGCCACGGCGGCUGGACGCCGAUCGAGGUGGACGUCCCUCGCCAGGUGUCGUCCAUGGCGAACGUGAAGGUGACGCAGAUCGCCGCGGGCGCGAACCACACCAUCGUCGUCUCGCGAGGCGGCGGCCUGUACACGUGCGGCCGAGGACGCCACGGACAGCUCGGGCACGGCGUCUUCCACGACGCCGGCGCGCUGCGCCGGGUCGAGGCGCUCAAGGGGAUGAGCGUCCUCUACGCCGUCGCCGGCGGGUCGCACUCGCUGUGCCUCACCGACUGCGGCAGCGUGUGGUCGUGGGGCGCGUGCAAGCACGGCCAGCUCGGCCUGGGCGACGUCGCGUUCGCCACCGCGGCGGGGUGGGACGCGGGCGUGCCGUGGCCGUGCCUCGUGGAGACUUUGAACGACCUGGACGAGCCGAUCGUCGCGAUGGCGGCGGGGGGGCACCACACGAUGUUCGUCACCGCCGGCGGCGCGCUGUGGGCGUGCGGGCGAGGGAGCCACGGCGCGCUCGGCGUCGGCGUGAGAGGGUCGCACGAGCAGUACUACUACUACGAGGAGGACCAGAAGAAGCACAUCCGAGGGCCGCGGGACCACCUCGUGCCGCGGCUGGUGCCGAUUCAUCACAAGCCCAAGCCGUUGACGGGGUGGGGGGACGUCGCGUUCGAGGAGGCGACGAGGGAGGACGGCGGCGUCGCGCAGAGCGUCGGGUUCGGCGACGUCCGCGACGCGAUCGUGCGCAUGAACGCGAAGUGCGGGAACGGGAACGCCGCCUCGAAGGGUGGAAGAAUUGGGGUGCAGAAGAAGAAGAGGAAGAAGGGCGCUUCGGGGAACGGCGCCGCCAAGGCUGUAAUCCUUCUCGGGUCGGCGCGCGCGCGAUGCGGCGGCCCCGCGAGCAUGACGCAGGCGGAGCGCGAGCUCGCGCGCAGCGCGAUCCGCGUCGACUCGGACGGGAAACAAAAGCCGCGCUGGGUGAAGGUUCCGUGCGCGUGCGGGGCGACGUGCCGCGUCGUCCACGCCGCCGCCGGGGGCUCGCACAGCUGCGUUCUCACCGCGUGCGGCGCGGUGAUGACCACGGGGGAAAACGCGUACGGGCAACUCGGGCACGGAGACACGAAGCGUCGCUACGCGUUCACGCGCGUGGAGUCGCUCCGCGGGACGAGGAUGUCAACCGUCGCGACCGGGGAGGAUCACACCGGCGCGGUGGGCGAGAACGGCCGGCUGUACCUGUGGGGCCGCGGCGACUUGGGGCAGCUCGGCACGGGGGACGGGCGGUCGCACUGGAGACCGCGCGCGGUGGAGGGCGUGUGCGUCGCGCCCGCGGUGCCCGCGGAGCGGUUCCUCGGUUUCUCGACCGAGGAGGGGGGCGACGGCGACGGCGACGAAGGAGCCGUGGACGAGAGCGAGAUGGGCGGGCCGAACCAGCACCUGACCGUGGACGAGGGGACCGCGCACGCGGCGAUGAUCGUCGCGGCGGCCAUCCCCGGCGCGCGCACCCCGGACGUUCCACCGUCGUCGCUCCCCGGCGCUCUUCCGCGCUCGAGCGCGAUCGCGGCGAAGCCCGCGCCGCGCGCCGACCCCACCUCGAACGUCGUCUCGAACGCGUGCCACGUCGAGUGCGAUCGCACCACCGUCGCCUUGAACUUCACGACGUCCCCGACCGCCAUCCCGUCCGUCGCCGCGAUCCACGGCACGAUCGCCUCCGCGCUCGGGUUCGAGCUGCGGUACGCGUCGUGCGUCGCGUGA
Messenger RNA from Micromonas pusilla CCMP1545, 3012 nucleotides. RefSeq lists its product as uncharacterized. The transcript has 4 exons. NCBI's taxonomy places the organism in Eukaryota, Viridiplantae, Chlorophyta, Mamiellophyceae, Mamiellales, Mamiellaceae. Bases 1 to 3012 code for a protein of 1003 amino acids. The record is from RefSeq and is a predicted model, not a curated record.